ACGCCUCCGUUUGGGAAUCUGACUACUCUACCCCUCCUCCCUCUCACACUACCGACUCCCGAUCGUCGACGACAGCAACGGGCGACUCCCCUCCCCAUCCAAAUCCCAAAUCAAAUGCUCACUUCUGCCACCGCCUCCCCCUCUGCCUCCACCCGCUUCUCCUCGACGUGCCGUCCCUGCCGCUCCGAUUCCGUGCCUGCGCGCCGCCCCCGCCCCGUGCUCGCCAUGGCCGCCUCCGACGACCCGCGGGCGGCGCCGGCCAGGUCGGUCGCCGUUGUCGGCGCCGGCGUCAGUGGGCUCGUGGCAGCGCACCGGCUGAGGAAGAGCGGCGUGCGGGUCACGGUGUUCGAGGCGGACGACCGGGCGGGAGGGAAGAUACGGACCAACUCCGACAGUGGAUUCCUCUGGGACGAAGGGGCCAACACCAUGACAGAAAGUGCCUUGGAGGCUAGUAGACUAAUCGAUGAUCUUGGUCUCCAGGACAAACAACAGUAUCCUAACUCCCAACACAAGCGUUACACAGUUAAAGAUGGAGCACCAACUCUGAUCCCUUCAGAUCCCAUUGCGUUAAUGAAAAGCACUGUUCUUUCUACGAAAUCAAAGUUCAAGUUAUUUCUGGAACCAUUUCUCUACGAGAAGUCUCACACAAGGAAUUCACAAAAAGUGUCUGACAACCAUUUAAGUGAGAGUGUUGGGAGUUUCUUUGAGCGCCACUUUGGAAAAGAGGUUGUUGACUAUCUUAUUGAUCCUUUUGUUGCUGGAACAAGUGCAGGAGAUCCUGAGUCAUUAUCUAUUCGUCAUGCAUUUCCAGGUUUAUGGGAUUUAGAAAAGAAGUAUGGCUCUAUCAUUGUUGGUGCUAUCUUGUCUAAACUAACAGCCAAAGGUGACUCGACAAAGAAAGCAGACACUUCAUCAGGAAAAGGACGGAAUAAGCAGGCGUCAUUUUCAUUUCAUGGUGGUAUGCAGACACUAGUAGAGGGACUUCACAAGGACGUUGGAGAUGGUAAUGUGAAGCUUGGAACACAAGUGCUGUCACUGGCAUGUAGCUGUGACAGACUCUCUGCAUCAGAUGGGUGGUCAAUUUCUGUCAAUUCAAAGGAUGCUAGCAGCAAGCUGGCUGCAAAGAACCAAUUGUUUGAUGCAGUUAUAAUGACAGCUCCACUGUCUAAUGUCCAGAGGAUGAAGUUUACAAAAGGCGGAGUUCCCUUUGUGCUAGACUUUCUUCCUAAGGUGGAUUAUCUGCCAUUGUCCCUCAUGGUAACAGCUUUUAGGAAGGAAGAUGUCAAAAGACCGUUGGAAGGAUUUGGGGUCUUGAUACCCUAUAAGGAACAACAAAAAUAUGGUCUGAAAACUCUUGGAACUCUCUUUUCCUCUAUGAUGUUUCCAGACCGAGCUCCUAAUGACCAGCACCUAUUUACAACAUUCGUUGGGGGAAGCCACAAUAGAGAUCUCGCUGCAGCUCCAACAGCUAUCUUGAAACAGCUUGUGACCUCUGACCUUAGAAAACUCCUGGGUGUAGAGGGCCAACCAACCUUUGUGAAGCACGUACAUUGGAAAAAUGCUUUUCCUUUGUAUGGCCAUGAUUAUGAUUUGGCAUUGGAAGCUAUAGGAAAGAUGGAGAAUGAACUUCCAGGCUUCUUCUACGCAGGGAAUAACAAGGAUGGGUUGGCUGUUGGAAAUGUUAUAGCUUCAGGAAGUAAGACUGCUGACCUUGUGAUCUCAUAUCUUGAGUCGCAUCAAGCAAGAUAAUUAACAACAAAGGUAUGUUUAUCUCGAAGUGAUGAAGACAUGCAAGACGAGGUUGUGUAGCAGUGCAGUUAGCUAAAGUUAAGGAGGCUGCACACUAAAGAUGGAUGACCAGGAAUGCUAGGACACCGGAACAGAAUUUUGCUCCGUUGAAAUAUACUUCUCCGUACUAUCUAACAUGUGUUUGGCUAGUAUUUGAUUGUGCUUGGUGUAAGAAAAGAAAAAAAAACUUGCUUCCUUGGGAACUUUAGGGCACAAGCAAACAUGAGUAGGGCACUCCUUCACCUUGGAGGCUUUAUGUCCUUCGUUGCACUUUUCUUUUUGGGCACAUCCUUCCGUACUGUAUGAGCAUGGCGGCCACUGACAGCAAAGGACAUAUAUAAGAAAGUAAAAGGUUUGAUGUUGCCCUUUUUUUUCUUAUGUCGGGAAGAAUGGUUAGCUUGACUACCUAAUCCAUGAAGCAUUGUUUC
This is a messenger RNA of Brachypodium distachyon (stiff brome), 2216 nucleotides long. RefSeq names its product protoporphyrinogen oxidase, mitochondrial. Gene Ontology annotation, cellular component: mitochondrial inner membrane. The transcript has 18 exons. The record is from RefSeq and is a predicted model, not a curated record. Gene Ontology annotation, molecular function: protoporphyrinogen oxidase activity, oxygen as acceptor. The coding region runs from base 115 to 1749 and encodes 544 amino acids. Gene Ontology annotation, biological process: heme biosynthetic process. Lineage: Eukaryota; Viridiplantae; Streptophyta; Magnoliopsida; Poales; Poaceae.